UUAAUUCCGAACUUACGUCCACGGACUGAACCCAUUCAGUCAUUUAAAUACAAAUGUGUUGAUGUACGGAAUCGAUUUGUUUGCGGUGUUAUUGGUUGCAAAUGGAUUGAUGGCUGUACACCUGAUGAACUAAAAUUGCAUCUUAAGAACAAGCACAUACGCGGCCGUACAUUUCUGUGUCCACAUUGUAAUGAGAUCAUCAAAACGAGUAUAUUAUACCAUUUAAAUUUGCACAGCAGCCAUUUGUGCCAGUGUGGUGUAUGCGAUGAGAAAAUAGUCGGUGAAUUUAAUCUUCUUGAUCAUAUGUUGGACGAACACCGUGAUAAAAAUUGGGAUUUUCGCCGUGAUAUUCGCCAUUCAAAGAAAUCGCCAAUUUUACAAAAGAUUCUCGCAUUGUUCGAGUGCAUGGUAUGCACAGCGUAUUUUCAUACAUAUUCCGAUGCGGUUGAACAUUAUUUAUUUAUUCACAAAUCACAUCAUGCCGAUUUUAAAAUGAUUCCAUUGUUGAAACAAAUGAACCGCGCCAACGAGAUCAAGUGGCUGACGUCAAUGAAAUGGGAUAAACUUUUGCAAAAACAUUUUAUGUGUUUAUUGUGUAACAAUAUUCAAUUGACGAAAUGCCAUCUCAUUCGUCAUCAUGUCAAAGAGCAUCAAUCUAAAGAAUUGUCCAUAACAUUCAUCGAUCGCUUCACCCAAUACCCACAUGAAGCCAAAUUGCGAAAUCACAAAGAAAACUUAAGCUUUGACCAGUAUUUGAUAUACUAUUGUGGUCAUUGUGUCGAUUUGCCGUUUGCCAAUGUUCACGAUGUUUACAACCAUUGGCGGGCAAACCACGAACGAGCCGACGAUGUGAAGCCAUUCCGAUUUGUUCCAGCAGAAUUGGCCAAGUGUCGGUAUUGUGAUGUUAUCGGUACAUUUCAAGGACUUAAAGAUCAUCAAGCGAAACAACAUUCGGCGAUGCAUUUUGUUAUUGAAAAUUUACUCGAUCGUUCGAAAUGUGGACUAUGUUUGGCUGAUUGCAGUGACAGUUUUUCCAAACAUUUUGAAAACCAUCAUAAAUCGGUGCUUGAGACCAAUCUCUUUAGUCCAAUCGUUCUUUCCGAUUACACUGUGAAGAAACUCAGGAAUAUUGAAGAACAUAAAAAACGAAAAUGUGGACAUUGCACCGAAAUCUUUGAAACAAAUGAUGAAUUUUAUAAACAUCAUGACACUGUACAUCAUCCACACAAUGAUAUUUCGGAGACAUUCCACGACAAUGAAAGCAGCCAUUUAAUUUGUGGCUGCUGUAAUGAAAGACUCAAUCGAAAUGUGAAACUGUUUGAUCAUUUCAUAGAACGGGAGAUUGAUUCGGUGGAGAAAUCUUACUGGAAAACAAAAGUGGUAUUUGGCAAUGGACUGACUUUGAAUAAACACAAUUUAUUGGGCACUAAACUUGAUGAUAGCUAUUUAAUCAAUGAAUAAAACGGAAAAGUUUUAACUCUCAUGCAGUACAUCUGAACGACAAUCAAGAAACAAGUGGAAAAUCUGAAUUGUAAUUGGACACAUAGCUACUUCAACAUCUUUAUGAAAUUUUUGUAAUGAAAUGCUUUUUUGACAAGCUUGUUGCUUUUUCCAACUUGCAUGAUUCUUUUUCUUGUUCAGGCCUUACAAUCCUGAUCUCUAAACAAUAUGAAAAAAAUUGUUUUUAUUAUUGAAAAAAAAAAAAAAUCAUAAAAUUUUGAAUUGUAACCUCCUUAUAUUAAAAAUAAAAUUAGCCAAAAAAGAAACAAUUGAAAAAAAGAAGGCCAAAAAUAAAAUGCUGCCACUAAUUGAGAUCAUUCAACAUUACAAUUGUUUGUAUCGCCUGCAUUUAUUGUAAUGAAUUUUAUUGAAUUUUUCCCAUUGAACUUUCGAAUAAAUAAAAGCUACACAAUCAUAA
Molecule: messenger RNA, 1918 nt
Organism: Contarinia nasturtii (swede midge)
Lineage: Eukaryota; Metazoa; Arthropoda; Insecta; Diptera; Cecidomyiidae
Exons: 3
Coding region: 304-1461 (385 amino acids)
Source: RefSeq, a predicted model, not a curated record